Messenger RNA from Ophidiomyces ophidiicola, 1143 nucleotides. RefSeq lists its product as uncharacterized. The transcript has 3 exons. The record is from RefSeq and is a predicted model, not a curated record. Gene Ontology annotation, biological process: regulation of DNA-templated transcription. Gene Ontology annotation, molecular function: zinc ion binding; DNA-binding transcription factor activity, RNA polymerase II-specific. Bases 1 to 1143 code for a protein of 380 amino acids. NCBI's taxonomy places the organism in Eukaryota, Fungi, Ascomycota, Eurotiomycetes, Onygenales, Onygenaceae.
AUGGAGGCCGACCGUCUAUCCCAGGAAUCGUCUCAGAGCUCGGUUAUGGAGGCCUCAGCGGGCGGUGGUGCUGACAAGAAACGAAACAAACUCGGAUACCAUAGAACUUCCGUCGCGUGCGUUCAUUGCAGACGAAGAAAGAUCCGGUGUCUUCUUGCGCCUGAAGAUCCCCAGGGUCGCUGUGAAAAUUGCAUCCGGCUGAAAAAAGAAUGCCACUUUUACCCCGUAGACCAACAACCUCCGAUGGAGAAGAGGGGUCGCGCUGGUUCCAGAGCAGAUGCCUCAGCUUCGGACGCGUCCAUGGUCACCACCCCUACCCUACUCGGGAGCGGGCCGAUCGUUGAACAGAAAGAGUCUUAUUUUCCUUAUCCGGGAAUACCAGUCAACGCCGCGCCGGAGCUGGUAGCAUUCAAUUCUGGGGCGUAUGGAGCAGUGACCAUGUCUCCGUACUCGCCAGAUAUGACUGUAUCUCACGGCCUUAAUCCAAUGCAACCGAUGGCCCAGCCAGCAACCUGGGGUGCCUCGCUGUAUGAUCAACAACCUCCUGUAGUUCCUCCUACAGUCCAAUCGAGUCCUGCGGGCGCGGGAGCUAUGUGGGAUCGCGGAAUACCGUUGAGUGCUCCUAUGGCUCCUCUUUCUACGAUCGGCGCGCCUGCGAAUCCGGCCGGGCUUGUGUCGUCUGGGCUCGCGGGGAACAACGCGUUUAACAUGAUGCCGGAUAACCCGCCCUGGAGCUUGCAGUCCAGCGCGACGAUGCCCAUGUCGAGUCCCGAAAGUACAUCCUCAGGGUACGCCGGCUCGAUACACGCUCCGCUUUCGUCGGAAUACAAACCCCAAAUCAACCCCAGUAACAGAGCUUACUCGCUCCCCAUAAUAUCGCCCGUAUCCGGGCUCCCACAUUCCGCUAUACCAGUCUCGUUCGACGGCCAGCAUCAGCCUCUCGCGUACCAUACCUGGAGCGCCAUGAGUGGACCCGAUAUGUCCACAGGCCAGACAGUAAUCCCCGGGCUUCCAGACUCGAUGGCGGGAUGGUACGCAGGAGACCCGGCCCAGUACGCGCACAUGAAACAAGAAGCCCCAAUCGUGACGACUCCUCUCCACCCGUUCGACUCUGGCACUCCGCAUCCGAUGCAAAACCCAUAG